CUCCUGUCGCUUUAAACGACGAUUACAGACAGGAUCGCUCGGUUAGGGUUUUUUUCUCCUCCUCUAAGCGGCGGUCACGCCUUUCUCACACCGGGAAUUCAGCAGUGUGUGGACACGCAGGAGGGAGAAAGACGAGAACUGGAAAAGAAAGAAAAAGAGAAAAGAAAAAGGGGGAAAUAUAGCGGGUUAGCUGAGACAGAGACAUCGGUUUCACGCGCUCUUUUCAUCUGUGUUUAACAGAACACACACACACACACACACACACACACACACACACACACACACUAGGAUUAAACCCGAAGCAGGCGAGUCGGAUGUGAUUACACGAGGACGUUUGGAGGACUAUGAACCGAGGACAGUGUGAUGGGACGCAGGACGGGGAUAAGUUCUGGACGCCAUGGAAACCGUUACAGUGAUUAGCUUAUUCAGCUAACACCUUCAUCAUCAUCAUCAUCACCAUGCCGGGAGCUUGAAUGACUGGAGGUGAGGGUGGUGUUUGAUGGAAACACUGAUCUCACACACAUCUGGAUCCUUAACAGCUGCUUCCAAAGUGUGUUGAUUUUACACAUACACACACACACACACAGAGGGAGAGAGAGAGCUUGGACACGUUCUUCACACACACACACCUGGAGUGAGUGAUGCUGGCGUCUUCAUCGUGCUUUCAGCAGAAUCAUCCGUCCAGACAAUCAGACGUCACUCUGUGCCUUUAUUAACGCUCUCAUUGAUCAGAAACAACAUGGCCGAUCAAAGCAACAUCCAGUGCGCCGCUUCUAAAAGCAUCCGGCCGUUUAAGUCCAGCGAGGAGUACCUGUACGCCAUGAAGGAGGACCUGGCCGAGUGGCUGAACGGCCUGUACGAUCUGGACAUCACGGCCGACACCUUCAUGGAGAGCCUGGAGACGGGAUGCGCUCUCUGUCGUCAUAGCAACAACGUCAACCGCGCCGCACUCGAGUUCCUGUCCCAGCACCCGGACUCAACGCUCCUCGCUCCCAGACGGGAUGUCGCGUUCCAGUCGCGCAACGUGGUUCCCGGAUCGUUCUUAGCGCGCGAUAACGUGUCCAACUUCAUCGGCUGGUGCAGACACGAGCUGCGCAUCAAAGACGUGCUCAUGUUCGAGACCAACGACCUGGUGGAGCGCUGCAACGAGAAGAACUUUGUGCUCUGCCUGCUGGAGGUGGCUCGCCGAGGGGCCAAGUUCGGCAUGCCCGCCCCCAUGCUGGUGCAGCUCGAGGAGGAGAUCGAGGAGGAGAUCCGCGUCCAGGAGAACCUGCAGGAGAACGCAAACAAGCUGAGCAGCAGGACGUUUCAUCGGGAGAAGAGGAACAGCGACUCAGAACCGGAGCUGGUCAACAACUGGAAAGAGCAGAAAAGAAUCCUGUGUGACAUGCGCAACCUGGACGAGCUGGUACGGGAGAUCCUUGGCCAAUGCUCGUGUCCUGCCCAGUUCCCCAUGACCAAAAUCUCAGAGGGAAAGUACAAAGUAGGCGACUCCAGUGCACUCAUCUUCAUCCGGGUGUUAAGAGCCCACGUGAUGGUACGUGUAGGUGGAGGUUGGGACACGCUCGAGCAUUACCUCGACAAACAUGACCCCUGCCGCUGCAACGCUUACGCUCACCGCUAUCAGCAGGGUAAAGCUAGCAGUCAGGCUCCUCACAGUAAGAAUUCGAGCGCCCACUCGUCCCGCUCGGCUAGCCCCGGGCCACAUUACAAACCACCUGAACGUCGCUCUCUGGAGCCUUCAGCACCCUGCGCUCCCUCCUCUUCCUCAUCAUCCUCCCCCAGGCUCACCAGGGCCAACCUCGCAGAGGCUGAGUCCAGCAGGGGCAGGACGAACGGUACACUGCUGCCCAAACCGCCCCGAGACAGAUCAGAGCCACACCAGUUCAACCCCAUCAGGAAUAAAGACACCGUGUCACAUCUAACUCGUCGUCUCUCUGGAGAUAGUGACUCGUCUACUGCCUCCUCUAAAGGUGGCGGAGGAGGUGGAGGAGGGCGUUUGUCUUUAGGGUCUCGUCGUACUAAUGGGGAAGAGGUGGUCUUCUUAGUCAACCGGAAAGAAGGCAAGCAUGAGAUUGAGCGUGCAGCGGGUGGUGCCGGACAGAUCCCUGCUCUUCGACCUCCUCAACCACGAACUCGCAGCACUUCCAGAGAACGUCCUGCACCUUCCUCCCCAGGCAAAAUGAAACCCUGCCCGCCCCAAGGCAACGCCACACGCUUCGAGAGGGGACGAUCCUUGGGGCCAGAUGGGCCCCGAAGGCUCCAGACUUCCCGCUCACUCAGCCAGGGGAAAACUCCACAACGUGGACGAGCAAGCGAAGGCACACCUGCGUCCCCUCGACACAGAGAUGCCCAAGAUGACCCAAGAUCUAAGCAGGCACCUCCAGGUUCACCUAGGCUAAGCGGAGGCUUCUCUAAGAGACAAAUGCCCUCAUCAGCCUCUAGUUCACCAGUUAAAGGGGUCACCGGAAGUCCUAUGAAGAAGAGCACAGUGACCCCACGACCUCCUGCCCCACGCUCACCCUCUGUGGGGAAUCGGAGACUGUUGCCCCCCAUCUCGCAGCAAGGUCGGCGCUCUCCACACUCAACUCCCAGGUCUACACAGAGAUCACCCCAUCACCACCCGCCACGGUCACCUCGGGUGUCAGGAAGACCGACUCAGAGAGGAUGGGGUCACCAAAAUCAGCCAGACUCCCAGGAUGACCUGGGGAUUGGCUUCAACUUACAUUCUUUACCCGCUCUCGAUCCAAAACGUGAGCUUGAGCUGUAUCGCAGCUUUGAGGCAGAGUUUCUGGCCAACACGGGCCAGACAAGAGUGCCUGAAACAAAUGAAGCAUCAGUGCAGCUCCCUGUCUCCCACCAGGGCUUCAGGCCAUCCGGUGACACUAAUGUACCAGAUUCAGCCUACUCAUCUUCUAACUCCUCAUCCUCCUCUAUGAAUGUAGGUGGAAAAGUGGGAAUCCUGCCUUCCUUGCGUGAGACAAGGCGUUCUAACGGUGCCCGAAGCUGCGCUUUAGAGGAUCCUCCAGCUUUGUUGCACAGCCAGACCCGAAGCGGUCUUCCUAAUGGUGGCUUCCGCAAACUUCCUGCCAUCUCCAGUUCCAUGGAGGAAGGAGAUCCAGGGCUCAACUCUAACCACCUUCAGUCUGGUCUUCAGAUGAAUGGGGGUCACAAGGUUUUUUUGCACUCUGUGGUACCCAUGGAAGCCCAGGCAGAAUGGGCUGGUUUGGAAGGCGAUGUCCCUUUGAACGAUCACGGCCCAGGUCUACCCUAUGACCAGGGUCUCUCUAACGACAUCCCGCUCCCAGACACAUUCCCAUCACCUCCUCCACCCGAGGACUGCUCCUAUAAUGACUCCUCCAGUGAGAGCUCUUCCAUGUGUAUCAGCUUGAGCGAGCCAGUUUCUGAAGGCUCCUGCAGCCCCCCAUCCUCCGUGACUAAUGGAGAUACAGAUGGCACCGUGGUCCUCCGGGCAAAACGAGGGCAGAAGAAGGCAGAAAGGGUACCUUCCAUAUACAAGCUGAAAUUACGUCCACGGAUACGGCCUCGAACGGACAACCGGCCCGAGAACAGUCCUUCACGCAUCCCGACGCCACUCAGCUACAGAGAGCUACAGCAACAAACGGCUUCCGGCAAUCUGACGCCUCCACAAUCGCGCAAAAAUCUGAACCAAGCCUUUGGCGACGUCAUCCACCAACAGCGCAGAUCAGCUAGCGUGGGAUCCAGGGAGCGCUCGUUUUCACCUGAGUCCGGCCUGGAUCCGGACGCAUGGAUGUAAAGCCUACUGGAGGUUCUUGUUUGACUCGAUUCCCGACUCCUGUACUUCCCAGUUUUUCCACAAUCCUGUACACCUACAGAAGGCUAAACAUCUAAAAGCUGUGAUUCUCUAGAAAGAUGCUAAAGCACUAAAACAAGAUCUGUUAGCAUGAGCUUUCGUCAUAGCAUGUCACCGAUCUCACAGCCUGAGCCUGGACACUUUUUUUUUCUGACUACUGGUUUGCUGGGAAAAAAAAAACUAUCAAACUACCAAAGGAUGUGUUUAUUUUAGCACGUUACGUAACUUAUUUUUACUGUAUAAGAAUAUUUAUAGAUCGGCUGCGUUCCUUUUUUCCCCCUCUUCCUUGUGAAACCUUUCUGGGUAAUUUUCAGACUAUAAAUGUCAGGAAGACGAAAAUCAGGAAAUGAGAAUGGUGACGAAACGGCCGGUUACGAUGCACAGGGCUCUCUGAAGGACAGACGUCUAAUGUGUCACUAACUUGAGCGGAAAAUAGCGUCGACUCGUCUCCUGCAAGUGAGAAACUAGCGCUCAUGAUUCCCAUGACGUCCUCGUCUUUAUGAGUCUGUCUUUCAGUUGGAUUGCGUCCUCGCUCGGACAAAUGUGAUGUUUCCUUUGUCAUCGUGACUAAACCUCGAAUGGAUUUGAUCUAUUUUAUCCAUUAUUAAGACUUUCAGAUAAUUUGUGCUUGUUUUAUUUGUGGUUGCUAUAGCAACUUGCUUCCAAAAGGACAAAGUGGGUUCGGGUUUUUCUCUGUCCGUUUUGCUUUAUUUAACCUAAAGGAGGGAAAAUGUAAGGAAUUUUGGAUCCUAUUGGACCACCACGUUGAUGUGAACACUGACUGGUUGUAAUGGUGCGGAACGUAGGAAGGCUGGAACCGAGACUACGUUUGCAUUUUCUUGCACAUGGCCAUUUUUUAAAUACCGUAUUUUCUGGACUGGUGGCAACCUUUAAAUUCUAGAAAAAUCUCUAAUCGAUCUCUAUGGGUGGAUAUAUUCAGGGUUUUAUUUCUAACAUAGACUCACAAAAAACAUUCAGCACCUUCUUCCCUGUGGAAACCGUUAAAGGUUCUGUGUGGAACCCUGUGAUGCAAGGUUCUAGACGUUUCAGAGUAGAAGCCCUUUGGAAAGGGCUCUACUUUGAACUUUAAAGCCUCUAUAAGCAACUUGAGUAAAGAUCUUCUGGCACUCGAUCAUGAGUUCUAUAAAUAAAAUAAACUCUGGAUUAGAAAUAAAUAUUUUGAUGUUCAAAGUUCCAGCUUUCUAGAACAUCUUUUAAAGGGUGGAACUCUUACAUAAGUGUCAAACGUAGAACAAUCAAGAUAUUCAAAGGGAUACGAAGAUCCCUAAUGGUUCUAGAUUCAAUGUAGAUGUUUAUAGCAUGAGAGGUCUUCACAUAGAAAUACUUUUGGAAGUUUAGAACCUUCAAAUGUUGAAGGAACUUUUUAAAGACCCUCAAGAGUCGCUCAUCAUCAGUUGCAAGAAAGGUUCCUCAAGGUUCUUUUAAUUGUCUGUGGUUCUAGGUAUCGAACAGAAAACUCUCUGCUGUAAGGUAUUGUGCAGAACCUUUUAAUGUCUCCCACUAGAACCUGAAGCACUUUAGAACCAUAAGUGAAGUUAAGUCAAAAGUAACAGAGAAGUUCUAGCUAGUGAACUACAAGCAUUUAGGAUUUGAAAGAACCUCUCAGAGGUGCAAAAAACAGUCGAAUAGACAUGGUUCUACCUUAGAACCGUGAACCAAAAGGAACUUUUAGGGUGUGAUGUUUUUUGCUGAGCUUCAGUGGAAGUCUUCCUCAGGGUUUUUAGUCUUGUAGGGUUGUGUGUAGAACCUUUUAAGGUUCUCCCGCAAACCUAAGUUCCAACCCAAUAGAAGGGUGGAAUUGAAGAUGCGCUAUAGCUAGUCACAGAGAACCCUCUUUUUUAAAGAACCUGCAUGAGCUGCAACACAGAGAUGAUUCUAUUCAGAAACAGAAAAGGAACUUUGAAAAGAACACUCUUUUUUCUGAAGAGUAUAUUUAUAGUGUUGCUGACCAUCAAACUGGGGUGGGGGGGUGGGGUGGGGUUGUUUUGUCCCUUGUGUUUCUUCGGGUUCUUUAAAUAGUAUUCAGAGUCCGAGUCUCAGCUGCUCACUUGUAUAAAAAAGACUUCCAGUGGGUUCUUCAAAUGGCUAACAGCAUUAGCUUUUAAAAACCCUCUGUUGCAGGGAUGUGCGGGGAACCGUUUUUAAGGUUCUUCAACAAUUCUUUUAUGGUUCUAGGCCUUUUUUUUCUUUCUUGUUAUAAUCAGAUUGUAACUAGUUCAAGGAAACUGCAGAGUUUACCUCAGAACUUUCUGAGGAGCCCAUUUCUUUUUAAGAGCAUAGCUCAGGAAGGGAUUCUUCAAGCGUUUAAUAGUUCUAGCUUCUGUAUGAUUCUGCAUAGAAUCUUUUAGGGUUCUCUCAAGAACUUUACAGGUUCUCGAUUCAGGGUUCAGGGUCAGGCAACAUAAAAAUGUUGUGGUCUGGUCCAGAAAAUACGGUAAAUUACGAAGAAUCCGUUAUCUCGUCUGAUCACAGCUGCUUUUCCAGAAACUUCCACACACUAGGUUCUAGCUGAUCUGCACACGCGGUGGCUGUAUGUUCCGUCUGCGACAUGUACGCUGGACACACUCGCGCUUACACAAAUAUACAAAUGUCUGAAAAACAAACAAAAACGAUCUGUAUGUAAAUAUAAAGUAUUUAUGUUCUUUAAGAGGAAUAAGGUAAAUGUAAUAUAAGUGUAAAUGUUCAUUGUUGUGGGUUUGUGUCGUGAAUUUUACUGGAGUUUAAGUUUAUACGUGCAAAAUAUUCACGCUCUUAUGAUGUGGGUUUGGGUCGAUUUUUGUUUGUUUGUUUGUUGUUGUUUUUGGCCUCAGCUAUGCAAUAUUGCUGUGAGAAAUGUUGCCUUGACAUCUCGUCUUGCCUUAAAGAACGCACAUGUGUGCACUGUGUGUGUGUGUGUGUGUGAUCUUGCAACCUUCGUAAUUGUCCAACUCAAAAUCCCUACACUAUAUUUUAGCAAUUUAUGGUUCCCCGUGAGCCCCCCCCCCGAUCACGUGACUCGACGUAUUUCUGAUCAGAUAGAUGAACAGUGUUUAGAUGAACAGCAGCAUUCAGAGAGCCUCUUGAUUAACUCGUAGCUGUUUGGCGCCACCUGGUGGCCGAGUUAGUGACGGACGCAGCUAUCGCUUCUUCAGAAAAGGUUUUAGUGUUUUGGAGAAAAGACAGUGACUGAAAUGUCCAGAUGUGUGUGUGUGUUGGAAUGAAGGAAGUGUGUAUGUGAAAGUUUUGCAGUGUUUUGUUGGUAAUUGGAAUGUGUGUAAUGAUAAAAAAAAGGGCGAGACCGGUGUGUAACUGGUGUUUGGUGGUGUUGCUGCUGGAGGUUUUGGUGUUAUUAUAUUAAGUGUUUUUAGAUUUGGUUUGGCUCUUUAAUUUGGUUCUUUAAAUUAAACAUCAGGAGUCGACUCUUUAAUUUGGUUCUUUAAAUUAAACAUCAGGAGUCGACUCUUUAAUUUGGCUCUUUAAACUAAACAUCAGGAGUCGACUCUUUGAUUUGGCUCUUUAAACUAAACAUCAGGAGUCGACUCUUUGAUUUGAAUCUUUAAACUAAACAUCAGGAGUCGACUCUUUGAUUUGAAUCUUUAAACUAAACAUCAGGAGUCGACUCUUUGAUUUGAAUCUUUAAACUAAACAUCAGGAGUCGACUCUUUGAUUUGAAUCUUUAAACUAAACAUCAGGAGUCGACUCUUUGAUUUGAAUCUUUAAACUAAACAUCAGGAGUCGACUCUUUGAUUUGAAUCUUUAAACUAAACAUCAGGAGUCGACUCUUUGAUUUGAAUCUUUAAACUAAACAUCAGGAGUCGACUCUUUGAUUUGAAUUUUUAAACUAAACAUCAGGAGUCGACUCUUUGAUUUGAAUCUUUAAACUAAACAUCAGGAGUUUUUAGAUUUAUGGUUUAUUCACCUGUUCUUUUAAGCCUUAAUCAGGAACCAGUAUACUACCAAUGUAUAAUAAAAACGCUUAAACAGUGAACAGUCACAGAAUAAUUUGGUGGUCAAAAGGUCACUGAGUUGGACUGACCAUGUGGGACAUGCUUACUGGUGAUCUUCUUUAAAUGAAAGUUUAAAGAGGAGGGAAACAGACACUGUGCUGUUUGCUACAUGUCCAACUGGGAAGCCAAAAGAGUCAAAAUCACACCUUCUGGGGUUUUGUGUGUGUGUGUGUGUGUGUGUUUACAUAAUACAGACACACACUGAUUCCUGAUUGGGGCUUUAAGGAUUGUAAAGUGAUGAUGAUGAUAAUGAAAGUGAUGAUGAUGAUGAUGAUGAAAGUGAUGAUGAUAGUAAUUUGGUGGAACCUUUUAUAAGUUUUACAUAGAACCUUUCAUCAAGGUUUUGUUUAUCAGUAACCUUUUUUCUUGGACGUUAAGAACCCUUGACAUUUUCUUCUGAAUAUCUAGAACCUUUCCAGAAUCUUCCUGGUGUUUGGUGCACUCCUCAAGGGUUCUUCAGAGGUUAUUUAAGUGUUCUAUUUGUCAUGAGAUUUGUUUCUAAUUUUCAAGGUUAACGGGUUUCCCCCACAGGCACAAGGAGAGAACAUUUCCUUAUUUCUACACACACACACACACACACACACACACACUGCCCAGCUGCAUUACUCAGAACCUCUUCACUCUCGACAGUCCAGUUCAUUUUCUUGCUUUGUUGUGUUUUUUUUCUCGUACGCUUCUUUGUGAAAUCAUUUUGAGCGCAUUACACAAACCGCACAGCUUUCUUUAUUUUAAGAACCUUAACUAUUUUAUUUAAAGUGCGUUUCACGGGAUCACGUCCCAGUGCUCUCUCAGACUUCUCUACAAAGUCUGGACCUGGAGCCGAGCGUCCGAGCGCCGGUGUAUUUAUCCGUCUGUAUCCUUCUUUCUGUUGGGGGACGAAUCGUAGCGAGGACUCUGGCGUGGUGGGAUUGUGUGUGCGUUGAUUAGCAAUAUUGCAGGAGCAGAACUUUACGCUGUUAAUAAAGUUCUUCUAAUAAAGCUGAUGUUUUUUCCACAUCACACACUCCCACCUCUGACU
Messenger RNA from Hemibagrus wyckioides, 8860 nucleotides. It is a transcript of the gene gas2l1, whose product is annotated as growth arrest-specific 2 like 1. The coding region runs from base 740 to 3778 and encodes 1012 amino acids. Gene Ontology annotation, cellular component: stress fiber; microtubule plus-end; cytoplasm. NCBI's taxonomy places the organism in Eukaryota, Metazoa, Chordata, Actinopteri, Siluriformes, Bagridae. Gene Ontology annotation, molecular function: actin filament binding; microtubule binding; cytoskeletal adaptor activity. The transcript has 6 exons. Gene Ontology annotation, biological process: actin crosslink formation; microtubule bundle formation; protein localization to microtubule plus-end. The record is from RefSeq and is a predicted model, not a curated record.